CUAUUAAUUAUUUUGACUUCAGGAUAUGUUUUUCCCCAAAUUAGCCCACAUUUAAAAGCCUCUCAUUCAAUGUGAAAGUCUUUGAUCAAUAUUUAACAAGAAGUCUACAAACAUGGCUUCCUCAACCAGUUUCAUCCUCCUCUCCCUCCUCAUCAUCACCAUCGUCCUUUCGCAACGCCGCGCACUCGCAACAACCAUGUCCAUCUACGAACUCCUCCCAGUGUUUGGCCUCCCAGGCGGCAUAUUACCUGACUCAGUCAAGAGCUACACUUUCUGUCCUGAAGAUGGCAGUUUUGUAGUACAACUAGAAAAACAGCCUUGUUAUGUGCAGUUGGAUGAUUACUUAAUCUGCUAUGAUGAGCUAAUAUCAGGCACUCUUAAACUUGGAUCAAUCACUAAUUUGGAGGGAAUUCGAGUUAAAUGGUUAUUGCUUUGGCUACAAGUUGAUGAGAUUAAGGUUGAUUUGCCUCCUAAUGAUAAUAUUUACUUGCAAUUUGGUGUUGUUAACAAGAAACUUGAUGUUGGACAGUUUCAAACUAUUCAUUCUUGUACUAAUCGGGAUAAUAUGUGGAUAUUCAAGCAGCUUCAGCCUCAUGUUGAUGAAUUGCCAAUUUAAGCUAUCAAUUGAACACAUUAUGUCAAGUGUUCAAUGAUAAGUUUUUUCAGAUUUUCACCAAAGAAUUAAAUAUUAUGUCAAAUUGUCCUCGGAAUAUUGUAGGAGUAGCAAUAGUUGCUCCAAGGAAAUUUGACUAAUAUACGUGUAUACAAGAAAACAAGAUGAUAUUUCUUCGAAAUCUAAUUUAUAUGUAUGUGUAGGUUGGUAAAAUAAUUUGUUGAUGGUUUUAUACAAAUCGAACUUUGAAGCCAUCAUUUAUUUUGUUGCGAUAGAGAAAACAAAGAGAUAGAAAUGCAAAUUUGAAAUGUAAAAGCCAACCACCAAUAUUAAAAAGUUAAUAAGAUCAGUUCUUAUUUUUAGAUCGAAAAUGGUUUUCUAGCCUCUAAAUAGUAAAAACACAAUACAACCCUCUUUAUAGGUUGUUUGGUUGUAAUGGAACUCUGGUGGAGGUCUUGUACGAGGGCAGAUCAUAUAAUUUCUUCUGCCCUUUGAAAAAAUUAAUUAUUUUAAUACACUAAUGUUGCAUAAAAAAAAGUAGUAUAUAACUAGUAUUUGUUUUUUUGAGGAGAAAAGUUAAUUAGUGCAUUAAUCAAGGGACGAAAAAUCCGAGAGUACAUAAAGGGAACCACUCGACACCAAAUAUGACUAGUAUAUUGUACACUAGCUAGCAAAUAAUUGCCAAAUCUACGGUUAAGAAUUUGAUAUGAGUUGUUAAUUUCAGUCAUUGACACCAAACCUGCAUCUACCUUAACAUAACGUCUAAGCAAAACCCUGUGUCUGAAAUAGUCAAAACACUUGCACAUCUCUAUCCUGUGAGUGUGCCACAACACCCUCCAAAAUAAUGGCACUUUCAUGGAGUUUUCCGCCCUUAAUCUCUCUCAUCAUCAUCUCUCUCCUCUCUUUUUCCUGCAACUUCAUCAACAGUUCUCCAGACAUCCAUGACAUCCUCUCAGAAUUCAAUCUCCCAAAGGGUAUCCUCCCAAAUGCAGUCAACACUUAUUCACUUUCCUCUAAAGAUGGCAGUUUUACUGUAAAUAUGGAGCACCCAUGUUAUGUAAAAUUCCUUGAUGAUCAAAUAGUGUACUAUGAUAAAGUUAUUAAAGGGAAGUUGAGUUAUGGGAAAAUCACAAAUGUUUCAGGGAUUCAAGCUAAGAAGCUCUUUAUAUGGCUUCCUGUGACAGGUAUGGAAAUGGAUGCGGAUUCGGGUAUGGUUGAGUUUCAUGUUGGAGCUUUGAGUCAGAAAUUUCCUGCUAAACAGUUUCAGAUUAUACCCACUUGUAUGAACAAGGCUUGCUCUAGAUCAAUUGGGUAUGGUCUUAAAUUCAGAUCAAAAUUGAGAUCCUUCUGGGUCAACUAUUACUACUCCCUUUAGAAUAGAAAUAAGUUUCUGAUGAUCUGAUAUCAUCUCCCCAGAAUCUUUGUACUUUUUACUUGUGUAAAGUAAUGCAAUGUAAUGUAAAGUAAUGCAAUGUAAUGAAAUGUUGUUUACUGUUUCA
Messenger RNA from Beta vulgaris subsp. vulgaris (sugar beet), 2112 nucleotides. RefSeq lists its product as uncharacterized. The transcript is spliced from 2 exons. The record is from RefSeq and is a predicted model, not a curated record. Bases 113 to 616 code for a protein of 167 amino acids. NCBI's taxonomy places the organism in Eukaryota, Viridiplantae, Streptophyta, Magnoliopsida, Caryophyllales, Amaranthaceae.